AUGAGAAACUACACUCGUAAGCAGUGGUUAACGCUCAUCGUGUUCUGCAUUGCACACUUCUGUAACGCCAUGUGCAUGUCAAUACAAGCACCAUUCUACCCACAUGAAGCUGAGAAGAAAGGUGCCACAACCAUGCAGUACAGUUUCGUGUUUGCAGUUUUCGAACUGGUAGUGUUUAUUGUGUGUCCAAUAUACGGACAGUUCUUGGAGAGAAUAGGGGUGAACUUUAUGAACAAUGCUGGAAUUUUUACUGUUUCAGUAUCUUGCAUUUUAUUUGGGUUUCUUAACCGAAUGAGCGGACCAACAGUUUUCUUAACAUUUUCGUUCAUCAUUCGGAUAAUGGAAGCGCUAGGUAAUGCCGCCUUCCUCACCACAGCUUUCAGCAUUAUAGCGCAGGAGUUCUCCUUGAAUGUUGCUUCUGCUUUUGCCACUCUCGAAACUUUCUACGGUCUUGGCAUGAUAGCGGGACCCUCAGUCGGCGGCGCUUUGUACGAGUUGGGUGGCUUCACUCUGCCUUUUGUGGUGCUCGGUAGUUUGUUGAUGGUCGCAGCAGCCAUGGUGUGGUACUUUUUACCUGUUGAAAGUAGUCGCACACGACCAACAUCAAGAUACACGGUGUUUUUGCUUAUGAGGAAACCAAAAAUAUUCCUUUUUGCCUUCACAACAAUGUCGGGAUCUAUGAGCAUUUUCUUCUUGUUUGCAACUCUGGAGCCCCACAUACGUCCUUGGAAUCUCGCCCCUCUGGAGAUCGGUCUAAUCUUCGUUUUAGACGGCUUCGCGUAUGCCGUUUCUGCGCCGAUUUGGGGCCGUUUAUGCGACAGAUGUCUUCCAGAGCGAGCUGCUACAACGAUGGGGGCUUUAACAGUCACAGUUGCUUUCUUGCUGUUGGGUCCUUCACCCAUUCUACCCAUAAAAAACAGCUUACCUCUGUGCAUCUGUGCCUUGGUGAUUCAUGGCAUUGGCUUCGGGGCCGAGAUGGUGGCCACUUUCAGCGGAGCGAAGAAGGAUGCCGUCGAGGCUGGGCUUCCGGACGAUCUCGCAACCUACGGCCUAGUGUCUGGACUCUGGAAUUCUUCUGUUGCACUUGGCGGCUUCAUCGGGCCAUCCAUCGCCGGGGUCAUGUUUGACACCAUUGGAUUUGGUUGGGGAACCUUCAUCAUUGCCCUGCUUCACCUAUUUGUAGCCAUUGUCACAAUUUCUCUAUCUUGCUACUACCGCUACUACCCAGACCAAGAUUUUUCCGAAAGAUCGACUCUUUUUCAACAAUCUGCAAGAAGUGAAUCCACCGACUCCACGUAUGACAGCGGCUGUAACUCAACUCGCGUAUCUCGCGAGGAUACCGCCAUAGGUACAGUUGAUUAAAUUAUUACUGGCUUUGUAUAUUUGCACUUGUUGCCUGAUGCCUCACAACCGAAAAAAGGCUGUCGUAAGUCAAGAAAUUAAUUUAGUUUCGCUAUAUUGUGUAGCGAUUCUUAAUCACUAAGAAUGAAAGAUUUUUGUUGGGGAUUUUGAGGUUGAACUCAAUGGCGUUAGAUGAAUCAAAUUUUAUUACGAACGCACUUUCAGCUUCUACAUUUAAUCAACACUUACGAAGAAUCCUAGUUCUUAGACUAAUUCUCGAAAUCCCUUGAUUAGUGUUUGAGCUGCUUGCUUGAAAAAAGACAUCAUGUUCAUUUGCAACUAACGCAGCGAAUUUUCUUCAUCACGGGAUAUCGAAUGGAUGAAACCUUCCGUACACAGAGUUAUGUGCUUGUAGUUGUGCAGUCUCGAUUGUAUAAGGAGAAUUUUUACAUUAUUUACAGCGUUUGUGUGCUCGUGCAUGCGAAUCAAUUCUUAAUCUAUGUAUCGCUUAUUAUUAACAUUAAUUUUAUGCGUUUAUUAUCUCAUUUUGUUAGGAUUAUUGUUACCAAAAUGUGCAUUGUUUCAGAUGCAAGUCCAAGAAAUUCUACGUCCAUUUCUGCAUAGGAAGUCUAGUGUAAUAAUUUAUGCUAUUUGAGUGCCGUGCCACGCAUAUUCAGCGUCAUUUUAAGCGCCUUUGGAACACAAAUUUUUCAACAAUCGUGCGUUGCUCUCAUAUAAUAUUCGUAACUGCUGCCACCUAACGAUUCUGAACUUUGAUCUGUUACAUAUGUCUGCUGUACUAUUAGAGGUACUUUAGUACAAUUAAUAUGACGACACUUCGACUGUUAAAUUAAGCUAACAUCGUGACUCUUUAUGAAAGCUUGUUUAAUUAUAUGGUAAAUUUAAAACUGUACUCUGAUGUUUUAUUCAUGUCGAAUGUAUCUCAUUUAGAAGCGGUUGUCUAAUGGCAUCUAAUCUGUCAAUUUAGUUGCUACAUUUGAUGGUGCUAUUUCCUUGUUUUAAAAUUUAUAGAUUAUUUAGGCAUUACAUAUUUCCGAUCAACUGUCUAAAUUGUGAUGGUGUUGCACAAGAAUCUGAAGCGUCAGUUUGUUAUUAUCCCGCUAAAUCUUAUUUUCUAUUAAAUAGGUUUGAGCGUUGGUUGGAACCAGGUGCUGAGUAUUGAAGGUGCUGAAUAUGUCAAGUGCUCCCUUGUGUGAUAACGUUCUUGAAUUGUAUUGUUGUUAGUGAUGAUAAAAUAUAAUCAAUGCUGGUGUCAAUAAGAGCGUAUUUUUAUGGUUUUCAAAUUAAAGUUCCUUUUUCCGGCUAAGCUAAUCUAUAACACAAAGACUUUGUAUUUCGAAUUAUAUUAACAGUUUUUCAUUUUAAUUAUUGUAAUAACCCUUACUACGAAAGUGCAUUAUAAACUCGAGUAUCUGAAGAUAUAUAAUUGGGAAUAUUAAGUAGUAGGUGCAAAUACCUUUUAACCUAAUACUAAUGACUCUAUGUUACACUAUAAAUACGGAUCUAAUUAUGGUUCUUGUUUUUAUAAUUAUUUUUGUGACAAUAAAAAUUUAUAUCUGGAGUUUGUCUCAUCAUUCCGAGAAUCUCACUAUUGUUAUUUAUGCAUAGGUUUUAGGAAGGAGGUAUGGAGUCACUAGUUAUUGUGGAACAUCCCCGGCGUGCUACGCCUGCUGAGGUGGCAUAUAAUGUGAUAUUGUAUUGUUGUGUUGACUUACUAAUUGUGUUUUUCCUAUUCGGAAUAAAGAUAUUCCUUUUCAA
Hyalella azteca is the source of this 3120-nucleotide messenger RNA. Its product is annotated as MFS-type transporter SLC18B1-like. The record is from RefSeq and is a predicted model, not a curated record. Gene Ontology annotation, biological process: transmembrane transport. Gene Ontology annotation, molecular function: transmembrane transporter activity. Lineage: Eukaryota; Metazoa; Arthropoda; Malacostraca; Amphipoda; Hyalellidae. The transcript has a single exon. The coding region runs from base 1 to 1362 and encodes 453 amino acids.